AUGCCGCUGCUCCCCACACCACUGCUCCCAACGCCACUGCUCCCCACGCCGCUGCUCCCCACGCCACUGCUCCCAAUGCCGCUGCUCUCCACGCCACUGCUCCCAACGCCGCUGCUCCGCACGACAAUGCUCCCCACGUCGCUGCUCCCCACGUCGCUGCUCCCCACUCCGCUGCUCCCCACUCCGCUGCUCCCCACGCCACUGCUCCCCACUCCGCUGCUCCCCAAGCCGCUGCUUCCCACGCCACUGCUCCCUACGCCACUGCCCUCAACUUCACUGCUCCCAAUGCCACUGGUCCCCACGGUAUGCUCCCAACGCCGCUGCUCCCCACGUUGCUGCUCCCCACGCCACUGCUCUCCACGCCACUGCUCCCGACGCCGCUGCUCCCCACACCACUGCUCCCAACGUCGCUGCUCCCCACAUCACUGCUCCCAACUCCACUGCUCCCCAAGCCAUUGCUCCCUACAUCACUGUUCCCCACGCUGGUGUAUCCCCACGCCACUGCUCCCAACGCCACUGCUCCCCACACCACUGCUCCCAACAUCACUGCUCCCAACGCCCCUGCUCCCUACGCCAUUGCUCCCUACGCCACUGCUUCUCACGCCACUACUCCUCACGCUAUGCUCCCAACGCCACUGCUCCCCACGCCGCUGCUCCCCACGCCACUGCUCCCCACGCCACUGCUCCCCACGCCACUGCUCCCUACGCCGCUGCUCCCCACAUCACUGCUCCCAACUCCACUGCUCCCCAAGCCAUUGCUCCCUACGUCGCUGUUCCCCACUCGGUGUUCCCCACGCCGCUGCUCCCCACGCCGCUGCUCCCUACUCCGCUGCUCCCCACGCCGUUGCUCCCCACGCCACUGCUCCCUACGCCACUGCCCUCAACUUCACUGCUCCCAAUGCCACUGCUCCCCACGCCACUGCUCCCUACGCCACUACUCCCCACAUCACUGCUCCCAACUCCACUGCUCCCCAAGCCAUUGCUCCCUACGUCACUGUUCCCCACGCCACUGUUCCCCACGCCACUGCUCCCUACGCCACUGCUCCCCACGCCACUGCUCCCAACGUCGCUGCUCUCAACUCCACUGCUCCCAAUGCCGCUGCUCCUCACGCCACUGCUCCCACGCCACUGCUCCCCACGCCGCUGCUCCCCACACCACGGCUCCCUACGCCACUGUUCUCAACUCCACUGCCUCCAACGCCACCGCUCCUUACGCCACUGCUCCUCACGCCACUGCUCCCCACGACGCUGCUCCACACGCCACUGCUCCCCACGCCGCUGCUCCCCACGCCACUGCCCCUACGCCACUGCCCUCAACUUCACUGCUCCCAAUGCCGCUGCUCCCCACGCCACUGCUCCCAACGACACUGCUCCCAAUCCCCUCCCUACGCCACUGCUCCCCACGCCACUGCCCCUACGCCACUGCCCUCAACUUCACUGCUCCCAAUGCCACCGCUCCCCACGCCACUGCUCCCAACGACAAUGCUCCCAAUGCCCCUAGUCCCUACGCCACUGCUACCCACGCCACUGCUCCCCACUCCACGCUCCCCACGCUGCUGCUCCCCACAAUACUGUUCUCAACUCCACUGCUCCCAAUGCCGCUGCUCCCCACGCCACUGCUCCCAACGCCACUGCUCCCCACGCCGCUGCUCCCCACACCACUGCUCCCUACGCCACUGCUCUCAACUCCACUGCCCCCAACGCCACUGCUCCCUACGCCAGUGCUCCUCACGCCACUGCUCCCCACGCCGCUGCUCCACACGCCACUGCUCCCCACGCCGCUGCUCCCCACGCCACUGCCCCUACGCCACUGCCCUCAACUUCACUGCUCCCAAUGCCACAGCUCCCCACACCACUGCUCCCAACGUCACUGCUCCCAACGCCCCUGCUCCCUACGCCACUGCUCCCAAUGCCGCUGCUCCCCACGCCACUGCUCCCAACGCCACUGCUCCUCACGCCAUUGCUCCCCACGUCGCUGCUCCCCACGUCGCUGCUCCCCACUCCGCUGCUCCCCACGCCGCUGGUCCCCACUCCGCUGCUCCCCACUCCGCUGCUCCCCAAGCCGCUGCUUCCCACGCCACUGCUCCCUACGCCACUGCCCUCAACUUCACUGCUCCCAAUGCCACUGGUCCCCACGGUAUGCUCCCAACGCCACUGAUCCCCACGUUGCUGCUCCCCACGCCACUGCUCUCCACGCCACUGCUCCCCACGCCGCUGUUCCCCACACCACUGCUCCCAACGUCGCUGCUCUCAACUCCACUGUUCUCAACUCCACUGCUCCCAAUGCCACUGCUCCUCACGCCACUGGUCCCCACGCCGCUGCUCCCCACGCCGCUGCUCCCCACGCCGCUGCUCCCCACACCACUGCUCUCUAAGCCACUGCUCUCAACUCAAAUUCUCCCAACGCCAAAGCUCCCUACGCCACUGUAG
Messenger RNA from Parnassius apollo (apollo), 2430 nucleotides. The record is from the annotation of a GenBank genome assembly. NCBI's taxonomy places the organism in Eukaryota, Metazoa, Arthropoda, Insecta, Lepidoptera, Papilionidae.